AUGCAACACGCGCUUCGAAAUGACGCUGCGUCGCAACGCGCGUCUCGAAGGUUCCUCGAGGAUGGCGCGUCCGCCGCGCGCCUCGAGUUGCUAGUAGCGGGAACAACUUUACAAAAGAGAUGGAAGAGUCUGCGUGACAAUUUUGCCAGAGAAUUAAAAAGAAGGAAGACCAAGAUAUCAGGAUCUGGAGAGUGUAUAUAUUUCUCACGGCUCCAAUUUUUAGAAAAUACAGUAAGUAAUAAGGAGACUACCAGUAAUCUUGAUGACCAUGGUCAGGACACAGUCAUCUUGGAGGAGGAGGAAGCAGCUACUGACGAUUUGAACAGGCCUGAACAAAGUACCGAAAACCCAGUAGGUAAGAAAAAAAUUAAGUUAAAUCCAGUUGAUAACCAUUUUUCUGACAUUUUAAACAAAAGUAUUUUGCUAAGAGAACAAAGAGAAACGGAAAAAAAUAACGAAGAUGAGGACAAACUCUUUUGUCUCUCUCUGUACAAGGAACUGAAGAAAGUGCCUGAACACGGUAAAAUUAGAACGAAAAUUCAGUUACUUGAAACAAUACAAAGAGCCCUAGAUUUCUACAACGGACCGCAGCUCGUGGUCGUGCAGUAG
Messenger RNA from Schistocerca cancellata (South American locust), 609 nucleotides. RefSeq lists its product as uncharacterized. Bases 1 to 609 code for a protein of 202 amino acids. The record is from RefSeq and is a predicted model, not a curated record. NCBI's taxonomy places the organism in Eukaryota, Metazoa, Arthropoda, Insecta, Orthoptera, Acrididae. The transcript is spliced from 3 exons. Gene Ontology annotation, molecular function: DNA binding.